AUGACAAAUAUUUUCAACCAAGCGAGAAUUAAGCAGCGCUCUGUUGUCAUCACCCUUCUCGAUCUCAAGAAUGCUUUUGGUGAAGUGCAUCAUAAUCUAAUUCAAUCUGUCCUCGACUAUCAUCACAUUCCCAAAGACGUUAGUGAAAUAAUAAAGAGCUUGUAUACGGACUUCAAUACUGCAUUUAUAACAUCAGAAUUCUCCACCCCAUUUAUAACUAUCGGUCGUGGAGUUCUUCAGGGAGACUGCAUCAAUACCUUUAUUCAACAUAUAAAAUCUGACAAAUACCGGCAAUUUGGUUUCAUUACAAAUCUUUUAAACCCAGUCCAUUGGUUCCAGUUCGCUGAUGAUCCUGAGGUAAUAAGCGCUCAAGAUUCAGAAAAUCAACAUCUUUUAAAUCGAUUCUCGAUCUGGUCCCGGUGGUCUAACAUGAUUGUCAAAGUUGAUAAGUGUUCAACAUUUGGGAUCAAGAAAAGUCUGACAAAAUCUGUCCAAUAUUUACCUAAACUUCUGAUUAAUAAUGAAUUGAUACCUGCCACUAAAAUUGGAGAGUCGUUUCGAUACUUGGGGAAAUAUUUUGACUUCAGUAUGUCGGAAAAAGAACACAAACAAGACCUAAUCACUCUCAUGGACGACAUUAUGUCUGAAAUUGAUCUCAAACCUUUGCACCCAAAAAAUAAACUUUUGCUUUAUAGUCGUUACCUCCUAUCCAAACUUUCCUGGCAUUUCACUGUAACCACCUUAUCAAAAACCUGGGUCUCUGAAAAUGUGGAUUCUGUGGUGAAUAA
Molecule: messenger RNA, 788 nt
Organism: Paramuricea clavata
Lineage: Eukaryota; Metazoa; Cnidaria; Anthozoa; Malacalcyonacea; Plexauridae
Source: the annotation of a GenBank genome assembly